Messenger RNA from Glarea lozoyensis ATCC 20868, 5679 nucleotides. RefSeq lists its product as uncharacterized. Lineage: Eukaryota; Fungi; Ascomycota; Leotiomycetes; Helotiales; Helotiaceae. The record is from RefSeq and is a predicted model, not a curated record. The coding region runs from base 1 to 5679 and encodes 1892 amino acids. The transcript is spliced from 2 exons. Gene Ontology annotation, biological process: carbohydrate metabolic process.
AUGGGUGUUGAAGGUCGAAAAGCUCCUCCCCUCCCCGCGCCCACCGAAACCGACACAAAUACUGGAGGCAGUGAGAUAGGCUCGAGGGUGACAGAGAAGAGUCAAUAUAUCCUGCCAGAGGACGGCAGCCCCGUCACCAUCGCAACACGGCGCCGAGGUGAAAAGGACGGACUGGGCGGUUUAACAUCGAGCAAGUCGCAAACAUCCUUGUUAAUCGAAUAUUUCGAAGGUGGGAAAGAGGGAAAGUCUGAUUCUCGACGGCCUUCUGUCAGAGUCAAGGUCACGCCAUCAUCAAAAAGCAAAGGUCGAUCAACAAAUGACCAUAUCCAAAUCACCGAGCGUAAAGGCACUCGCAAACCUUCCUACACAAAACGAAUUCAAUUAUCGCCCAACGUGCGCAGUGACAAGUCAAUAGAUGUGGAAGGCGACGACCUCAGUGUGCAUUCAUACCGAUCAGCGACAGAAGAGUCAAACGUCACCUCUCGAAGUGGUCGACCAAUUGAGGUUGAAAUAAUGCCUAGGCGACAUGGAAGUCCUCUUAUUCCCACGGCCGAAUCGAGCUCGAAAUACAUGCAACACAACGCCUCUGAUAUUUCUUCCAUGCCAGCGGACAGCUUCUUAGACGGACGAUCGCCAGAAAGAACUCGCAGCCAUAGUCUAUCGGCAGGCGAGGCUUUAGGGGCUGGCGCUAUCGCUGGAAUGGCUGCUGGUGCAGUGGCAGAGAAAUUGCGGACACCUUCUCGUCGCCGAAGUAGAAGUUUGAGCAGAGAGCGAGAGCGCAUUGUAGUAAAGAAAGCAGCAGAGAAAGUGCGCAGUGAGAAGAAGCCCGAACGUACACGCAAACACCGGAGUCGAAGUCGCAGUGUGAGUGGCGACCAUGGUGAAGGUAUAAAAUCCCCGCGACGCAGGUCAAGUCGGAGUCAUCAUGAGGAGUCUCUGGUUUCUGGUGCCGAUUCUAGUUUACUUAAUUCUCACCUUAGCGGGAAGUCCGGUGACGCCUAUUCUUUCAGGUCUGGCACCUCAAAGUCUUCUAUUAAUAACCCGAAGCUACUCGAGACCGUCGAGGACGCUAUUCGACGUCUCAUUCUACCAGAGUUGACAGCCCUGAAGAGAGAGCAGAGUAAACGGAGCACACACGGGGAGAGAGAUCGCAGGGGAUCGUUCACAUCAGGAAGUGGAGUUUCCAGGGAUUCGAGAGACGAAAGCUCAAGCGGGCGGCGACAGUCUGACCGAGGGAGUGGAACAGACUUAUCUAGUCGGCCAAAGGUUACGCUAAAUGACAAGGAAGUACUUUCUGGAAAUUCAAUCAAGGGUCGGAGUAAUAGGAGCAUCGAGCGGGUGAAGACUGAAGAUUCGCCUCGCAACUUUGAACGAGGCUCUUCCGAAGAGACAGCCAUUCAGGAUGGCGAGCGAGUGCGAAAGAAGCGCAGUGGGCGUGGACUCGAAACUGCGGCUAUUGGAGCUGGAGUUGGGGCAUUGACAGCUGCCGCUUUACACAAACACCAAUCUCAAGAUUCGCUGGAUGAAAAGAAGGAGCGUCGCCGAAGGAGGGCGAAGAGCCAUGGACGGACGGAAAGCACAACCGAGAGCUUCGAAGAGACGCGGCGAGAGCUUGCACCACCUAUGCCACUCAUGAGCGCGAUCAACUCAUCAGAGAUCACUCGUAGCUCGAUACUAUCCGCAGAGACCGAUCGACCACAUUCAGCGAGCCAAGAGCACCGAGUGACACAAAUCAAGGAAGUGCCUCGAGGUGUUGGUUCUCCAUCUUCACUCACUCCUACAAGGACACCAGUCGCUCUGCAGCAUGGCCUAGGAACCCAGCACUCAAAUUUCUCACGAGGUAACUUGAGCCUACAUAGUCAGCACAGCGAGCAACAACUGCGCACCGAGGAAUACGAGCUUGAUGAGCAUGGUCGCAAAAUUCCCAUGCAUAGCUCCUCCCCAGAUGAAGACCAAGAGUCUCUGGUUGAAGAAACACAUACGAACACUCAUUCGCAUGCAUUGGCCGCUGGUUUAGCGGGCGCUACUCUUGGGGCUGGUGGCAUGCAUGCAUAUAAUCACGAUCAAGCUGAUGAGGAUCAUGAGGAUUCUGAGCUUAUGGAAGACGAGGAUCGGCAUUACUAUCAGAAUACCCAAGAAGUUCCACCCCCAUUACGCUACGUACCUUACGGCCACGAGAGACGUGGAUUAAGUCCCAUUCAAAGUGUAUCAGGCUACACUGAAGGAGACCCAGAGAUACAAAGAUCGUCACGAUUGACUCAUAGUACUGGUUCGUACUCUUCGCUGAACAAAUCUGUCCACCAAAAAUCUCCUGGUAGAUCUCCUGGAAGAUCUGUCAAGUCAAGCGAAUCUCUUGGAAAUGUCCAUCAAAAUCGCCAUGAUUUCGCUGAAGUCCGACAAGGAGGCCUGACUGACUCUGAGCUCACCCAAGAUGGCGAGUACUGGGAAGAACAACAUCAAGAAAAUGACCGAAAUCGUGAGCUUGAUGCCGAAAGUUACAGAAGCUCUGAUCCUCGAGUUGACUACAAGCAUCUGACAAACUACACUGAUGAUAGUAUGGAUAUCGAUCGCGUCGCGGCUGGUCAAAACGUCCGCGGUGUCGGUCAAAAUGCAGAAUAUGUCCAUUCACCUGUUGCAGUCGAGUCUGCGGUUGCGUCCCUGGUCAAUGCAUCAGAGCUAACACACAUGUCUGCCUACUCUGGCAACAAUGGCAAAUACGAUCGUAAAGGAUCAUAUGCAUCAUACGACGAUGGCUCGGAGAGGCACUUCACUACCAGUCGUGGUAACAGUCCUACUAAACAUGAUGUCCAGCGCGACGUUGAGUACCACGGAUCGGAUCAUGGAACUUCAAGCCAGAGAAAUAGUCCUACUAAAUACAGCGAGUAUGAGCUUGACGAAGAGGGACGAAAAGUCACAAUGCCGCAAUACAAAUCGAACACCACAGACAAGCUCGCAACGGCGGGUAUGGCGGGAAUUGCUGCCGGAGCUGCAGCGGCUGUUCUAAGACAGCGAAACCAAGAGUCGGAGGCAGAUCAAAUACAGUACGAGGAUCGUCAAGAGCACACUGGUGCACCGUUGCAGAAAUCGUUCAAGGAGCGUGCGCUUGAAGGACAGGGACAAAUUCCUUCCCCACGGCAAAGCAUUGAUACAAGCCUGAGUGAAACUGCCAGCCACGAGCAGCUGAAGAUGGGUGCAAGUGGUCUUCCAGAUAUAAAUGACCCUAUGCCCGAGAUAGGCUAUCAUGACGAUGUUUCGGAUGUAACGACCAAUCCAUCCAUAAUCAAAGGACCAAUUGGUGGUCUCACUACUGGAACCAAGGAACGCUGGAUGGGCAGUGGAACGCCCCCUAGGCUUAAUAGCGCCAUGUCUGAUCGAAGUCGGAAUUCAGAUAGAAAUCUCAAGGCCGCAGAAGCUGCUCUGCUUGGGGCUGCAGCUGGUGCUGGAGGUGCUGCGGCUUUGGCAGCCCACAACAGAGAGACUGGUCAUGACCACGAGGAGGAGUGGCAGAGGACGUCAGGGGAGCGAAAACGUGAUACUCUUGUCACCAACCCAUACGAAGGCACGAGCCCAAUUGCUGCUAUCGGUGGACCCCUUGACACCGGUCUACUACACCGGUCAAGUUUCCAGGGUGGUGAUUAUGGGCCACCCAAGAUGGGUUAUACUAGUCCAGCAAAGGACGAAGGGUAUAUGUCUUCCGCCCCCAAUAAUGCCAGAUCUCCUGGCGCCUUCACACCUGAGCAGAGGACAAAAGGAGUUGGAUUUAUGAAUGAUGAGAUCAAUGACACAGCUGAUGCUCUUGGUGGUGGUGAUCCUUUCUAUACGCCAAAGCAUGCCCGACACUUGAGUGGUAUGUCGCAUGGAAUGGGUUCACCUAUUUAUGACAGUGCGACUGGCAAUGGAAUGGACCGGAUACAGUCAAAGGACAUUGUCGCAUUGAUGGACCAUCUCACUGUUCGUGACGCUCAACGAAGUGCUCGUGAUACGGAAAUUCUUGUGACGCUUGUACGCGCUGCUGCAGAGAUGCGAAAUUCAUUCGAAGACAUGAAACGUUUACUGGCCGACACAGAAGACGUUAUCAUCACCGAAGUUCAAGGCAAUACUGAGAAAUCUGUCCAGAAGGUCAUCAACGGGCCAAGACCACUACCUCAGAGCGCGCCUCGCUCGUUGCGACAGGGCUCUCAAGACGAGAUGUUUGAUGAUAUUCCAAACAAGAAGAAGAACGUGUUCCGAAGAGCGUUGAAAGGGCUUAGCAUGAGAAGCACGAACGAUAUCGGAAAGAUUGAGGACAUGCUUGUCACGUUAUUGGGAGAGGUGGAGGGUCUCAAAGCCGCUCAAGGUCUUAAGACUGAUACUGGCGACAACUACAGCGAAUCUCAGCAGGAGGGGAAUUAUGAACAUGACCGUGGUUACGAACCCGAGGGUAACGCGGGUACAUCAACUGCAAGUCACGCAAGCCAGUCAGGUCAUCUUUCUAUUCCAGGAUCACGGGGACCUAGCGCAGCCAGAGGAUUUGAUACCCGUAAAUUCUCGGAUCAUCGAAUCAGCACAGUUCCAGAAGGUAGCGACGAAGACGAAGUUGACAACCGCGAUAUUGACCUCGAACCCCAUGAACAAGCUGUUUUAAUAACUCAAUUCGAGAACAACGACCGCCUUCGAACACCUACCCAGGAGUCUCAUCGGGGAAGUUCAGCUCCAUUAGGUACACCUCCUCAGCAAAAUGUUGCUCCAGCCUCGCUAAGCAACGAAAACACGCCGCGGACGGAUAAAAGUAAGAAGCACAAAUCAAGCAGCUCAUCUGGUUGGAUACCAAAAGUAUCUCGCUGGUCUGAGACUACCACAUCCACACUUUUCCGAGGAUUCCGCAGUAGUGGUCGAAGUAGUGGUAAGAAGGGUGAUGAACAAUUCGAAGAACAACCUUCGAGAUCUGGGUCAGAUUCGGGCGAUUAUGCUGAGAAGACCGGACACGAUCCCUAUGGCGAUGACAAACUUCAUUCUGGAUUUUCACAAGAACAGGUGCAGCAGUACGACGAGAACGAGUCUCCCUCACUCUUGCCACCUGAGGAUCCAAAAUACAAAGCCCAUCGAAAUUCUUUGAACCUUCAACACCCUCAACCACGCCCAGGUCCAACUCACAGAUAUCAGACCGCUCUUGAGUAUCAAGCUCCCUUUUACGACCAGCCAAUGUCACCUACUUCCCUUGACUGGGGUUCUUCCACAAGUGUCAAUCGUUUACCAGCUCAAAAAGCCAACCGAUACAGUACUGGGACCAACAAUACUGAUUUGUCACCUGUUUCCGAUGGUGGCUACCCAAACACGGCAUCAUUAAAUCAAGCCCCUGCCCGACCACCAAAAGAACCUUUAACACCAGAACGACCACCAAAAAUCCGUACCGGCAAGCUCCAGAAGCCAAGUCCUCUCAGCCGUGAACAUCUUUCGCCCGAGCCCAAGGCAUUCGAGGAAUAUGAACAAGGUGGUUCUCCCAGAUCUGCCGCCCGAAAGCUUUCCGGUGCUAUGGGUGGUGUACCAACGAGAAAACCUACCGGUCCAAGGAGUAUGAGUAGUGCAUCUAGAAGUGGUGAAGGAUUAAAUAGAGAUGAAACAGUCAUUCGCAGAAAUAAAAACCGAGACACAUUCGGCACAGUCGCAAGUCAUAAUAGCGGAGAGUCUGAAACUUUUUAA